Molecule: messenger RNA, 2401 nt
Organism: Photinus pyralis (common eastern firefly)
Lineage: Eukaryota; Metazoa; Arthropoda; Insecta; Coleoptera; Lampyridae
Product: protein kinase C and casein kinase substrate in neurons protein 1-like
Exons: 11
Coding region: 263-1789 (508 amino acids)
Biological process (GO): cytoskeleton organization; plasma membrane tubulation; regulation of endocytosis
Cellular component (GO): cytoplasm; endosome; plasma membrane
Molecular function (GO): protein binding; phospholipid binding
Source: RefSeq, a predicted model, not a curated record
UAUCAGUCUCGAUAUGUCGCUCUUGCGUUCCAGAUUUUGUAGUCCCUAAACGUCUUUACAGCACAGAAGACACUUAUUUAUCGUAACGAUCUUAUUUCCGUUUGUUUGUUUAUUUAUUAUUUAAAAGUAUAUCGCGAUGCAGUGGUAAAAUGUCCGUUAGUGACCGCUUAAGACCGUUUGUGUGAAAAGUGUCCGGUCCGCCGUGUGUUUUCGUUUUAAAGUGGUUUUCCUUUAAAGGAUUGUCUCAAUUGCUCAGGUGACUAUGAGGAAGGCGCUAUCUUUGGAAAGUUUUUCUUUGCGGCCGAACCUGCAACGUGGAGUUCAAUGGCUAUCAGAACUGAUCCUAAGGCAACACGACGAUAUAAUGUCGCACCACAGUGACGAUAAUAUGCUAAUACCAACGAGCGAUUCGUUUUGGGAGCCGGGCAACUACAAAAAGACGACGAAACGCAUCGAGGACGGUUACAAAUUGUGCGGCGACCUAAUAACGCUCGUCAACGAGAGGGCCGAGAUCGAAAAGGGCUACGCGAAAAAUUUGAAAGCGUGGUCGAAGAAGUGGAACGAUCUCAUCGAGAAGGGUCCCGAGUACGGUACGACGGAGGCGGCGUGGAAGGGCGUGCUCGGAGAGGCCGAUAGGCGGUGUGAUGUGCAUAAUAAAGUUAAGGAUAAUUUGUGUAAUGAAAUCAUUCCCAAAGUUAAGAAUUGGCAGAAGGAAACUUAUCAUAAGUCAAUGAUACACAUCAAAGAGAGAAAAGACAUGGAAGACGCAUUUAAAAAAGCUCAAAAACCAUGGGCGAAACUACUGCAGAAAGUCGAGAAAACGAGAAGUGACUAUCACACAGCGUGUAAAACAGAAAAAUCGGCGACAAACCAGGAGCGCAACGCCUCUGGAGACACCUCCGUUUCGCCGGAUCAGAAGAAUGUUCUGGUAAGGAAAAUGCAAGAUCGAGUGCAAAAAUCGAAGGAGGAAGUACAGAAGACCAAAGAAAAGUACGAGGCAGCUCUACAGGAGAUAAACAACUACAAUCCGAAGUACAUGGAGGACAUGACCGUAGUAUUCGACAAAUGCCAGGACAUGGAGACGGACAGGUUGAAGUUUAUUAAAUCAGUAUUAUUCGACGUUCACAAACAUUUAAAUAUAUCGCAGGAUCCCACGUUGCCGCAGAUAUACGAAGAACUAUAUCACACUAUUAAUAAUGCGGAUUACGAAAAGGACCUGAAAUGGUGGUCCAAUAAUUACGGUGUGAAUAUGGCUAUGAAUUGGCCGCAGUUCGAGGAUUAUACGGAAGAGUUGCGAGACAUACACAAGGGUAAAUCGAAGGAGUCGGUGCCAUCUGGUAUUAUGUUAAUUAAUCAGCGGCCGGUGGGAGAGGAUUCGCAUGAUUAUAGUUCGGCAGUUAACAAAGCAGCAAAAGGCAAACCGCCGGUAAAUAACACAGAAGUACGAGAGGAAAAGUUGGAAACGACCGCCAAACUAAUAGAAAAAGUCGAAAGUCCUUCAAAUCGUAACUCGACAAUCACGAACGGAACGACGGGUAAGAGCGAGGCGAAUCCUUUCGAAGAAGAGGAGUGGGAUGAUAAUGACGCGCUGGUUGAUACAGGCGAACCGGGUGUACCUGUCAAGGCCCUAUAUGAUUAUGAAGGCGCCGAGAAUGACGAGCUCAGUUUUAAAACCGGUGAUGUCUUUGAAAAGUUAGAAGACGAAGACGAGCAGGGGUGGUGUAAGGGAAGAAAAGACGGUCGUGUCGGUCUCUAUCCGGCGAACUAUGUCGAGCCGGCUUCGCAUUGAUUUGUAUAUUUUUAUUUUUUAAAGAGGAAAAUUACAUUUUUAUUUCUUGAGCGGGCGAGGUUUGUGGGGAGUUUAUACGUAAACAGCAGACUUUUAAAAAACUGAACGGUGCGUUUAUCCUAUGGAUUAUAACAAUCGGUUUUCUCUUCAGGCGUUAUUUAUAACUCGGUAUUGUAUUUGUUGAAGAAUCGGAUGUGGUUACAUAAAUGUAUCGUUAGCUGUAAUAUAUAACAUAAUUACGUGUAUGUUUUGAUAGGCCUAACUGUUUAGAUGCUCUAUGUAUAUACAUAAAAACAUAAUCAGAACACUUCCAGAGGUAUAUGAUAGUAUCAUAAUUAUGUUGCGUAGAAUAAUCGUGUAAAUUAUUAAGCUUUAUAUUAGUAAUAAGCAAUAACUUAAGAGUAGAGGUACCGUGUACAUAUAAUAUAAAUACAUACACAUAAUAUUGCAAUAUGCUCACUAUGCAGAUUUGAUGUAUUGCUAAUUUUACAUGAAAUGUUAAUAUUGUGACAAUUUACAAUUUAUUUGAUUAACGCAGUAAAUGAGAUCCUUUUGUUUGUUUAAGUACUGUUUAUUCAGUAGGACAAAUAAAUGGAAAUUGUUGACCAUUUA